UCCCGGAAGUUGUCCACGGUGUGGGGUUUUGACUAGGGAUACAGCUAUCUCUACUUUUGGCACGCUGAAAAACAGUUGAUUAAUGUUUUUUAUUGUAAGGUUAGGUUUAGGGUUAGGAUAGAUGUUAGUUAAUGUAACUUAUUGUAAUUACAUGGAGAGAUUUUGCACCACUUCUGGCCGUAGCUGUCUCCACGGUAGUGUGGUGUUUUGGCUAGAACGGACACUGCGCCCUCUAUCUCCUCCGUCAUGCGUUCGCUACUUGGGCUGAUCGCUGUGAUAGUGACAAGUACAUUCUACCUUUACAUACUGUCAUCUUAUUUGCCCCCUGGACCUCAGCUACCUAAAUACAGUCAUGAAGAAAACACGGAGAAAUCUACUGGAGAUGACAACCAGCAAAGUGAAGAGACUUCAUCCUCCAGGUUGAAGUUCCCAUCAGACCUGGAAGAACUUAAGGAGAUGUCCCUGCUGUUGCAGUUUUAUAAGACAGAGCACACUGGAUAUGUGCUGUUACUCUUCUGCAGUGCCUACCUCUACAAGCAGGCUUUUGCCAUACCCGGUUCUUCUUUUUUAAACAUUUUGGCUGGGGCCUUGUUCGGGACAUGGUAUGGUCUUCUGCUGGCCUGUGUUCUCACUACAGUAGGUGCCACUCUUUGUUUUCUCUUGUCCCAAGCAUUUGGCAAACAGCACAUUGUGAGACUCUUCCCUGAUAAAGUGGCCAUGCUGCAAAAGAAGGUUGAAGAAAACCAAAGUAGUUUUUUUUUUUUCCUACUUUUCCUGAGAUUCUUUCCCAUGAGUCCAAACUGGUUCUUAAACAUGGCAUCCCCAAUACUGAACAUUCCUGUCACUCUCUUCUUCAUGGCUGUCUUCAUUGGCCUGAUGCCAUACAACUUCAUCUGUGUCCAGACUGGCUCAAUGCUGUCUGACAUCUCCUCUCUGGAUGACUUGUUCUCCUGGACUGUGGUGUUUCAGUUGCUUCUUAUUGCCUGUGUUGCACUGUUACCGGGAGCUCUCAUACGUAAAUACAGUAGCCAACAUCUUCACCUGCAUGGCCUCGAACCUAAUGGACUCAACCAAGACAAGAAGCACAAAUAAGAGACAGUGUGGGGUCAUUGUUUAGAGCCGCAUUAUGGGUGGCCAUCGUUUGCAUUCAAGAGAUUUAAAACUUCUAAAAUCUUUCUGUGGCCUCUUUUAAAGCUUUUAUUCAAUGAAAAUGGAAUUUACGUGUUGGCUGCUGUGCCAUUUA
Molecule: messenger RNA, 1243 nt
Organism: Triplophysa rosa
Lineage: Eukaryota; Metazoa; Chordata; Actinopteri; Cypriniformes; Nemacheilidae
Gene: tmem41aa
Product: transmembrane protein 41aa
Exons: 5
Coding region: 247-1092 (281 amino acids)
Source: RefSeq, a predicted model, not a curated record